AUGCUCCUUACACCGAGCCCCUUCGACUCGCUCCAAUUUCUGAUCGUCAACGCAACCACGUACUCGUAUCAGAAGAAGAAGAAGAAGAAGAAGAAGAAGAAGAAGAGGCGGAAGGUAUGGGCGACCGCAAGCCCUCUGAACUUCUCCGCCUCAAAGCCCAUAAAGGCUUACCUAAUGACUUGCAAUGUAGACAUGAACGACUUGACCGCCUUCGCGCAGUUCAGUAUUGGCUAG
Spirometra erinaceieuropaei is the source of this 234-nucleotide messenger RNA. The record is from the annotation of a GenBank genome assembly. Lineage: Eukaryota; Metazoa; Platyhelminthes; Cestoda; Diphyllobothriidea; Diphyllobothriidae.